This is a messenger RNA of Culex quinquefasciatus (southern house mosquito), 3181 nucleotides long. RefSeq lists its product as uncharacterized. The transcript has 4 exons. The record is from RefSeq and is a predicted model, not a curated record. NCBI's taxonomy places the organism in Eukaryota, Metazoa, Arthropoda, Insecta, Diptera, Culicidae. Bases 1042 to 2484 code for a protein of 480 amino acids.
CAGCCGUGUUGGCCGGAGUGUGCUCGGAGUCGAUUCUCUCCCUCCCCCCUCUCGGGUUCGCGCGUGAGUGAGAUUUGAUCUGCGAGCAAAAUUGGAGCUCUCGCUUCUCUUUUAUUGGGAAAAAGCUGCCAAAUUUUCCUUUGAAAUUUUGAAAUUUUUUGAGUGAAAAUUUUCGAGAGCAUUUUUCGAGGUUAAAAGUGUUUAAAGGAAAAAUCGCACGCGAAUUGGCGGUGAUUGUGCCAAGUGAUUAGAUUAAAAUUUUAGGGUAUUGUGCGUUCUGUCACAAGUUUCUCACGAGCGUGCGCGCGGCGGUUGAAAAAGUGUGCAAGAAGAAGCGCAAAACAUCCGUGGCAUUUCAGCACUUGGAGAAGCCGCUUGCGCUGGCGAAGUUCGCAAGGCCGGUAGUACAUCGCGGCAGUGACAUUUUGCUCAUGGUAGCAGCUCACCGCUGAUGGGCAGUACGCAGCUGGAUCAAAAGCGACGUCAGGUUUGGAACUCCGGAGUGACGCCCUUCGAGAAAUAUAUUCCGUUUCACACCAAGUUCCCGCGGCUUGUGAUGUAACACUGAAGCCAGGCAGAAUUGAACGUAAAACAAAACCGAAUUACAACGACAAAAAAACAACAAAAAUUCCCACAAUCAUACCUCCAGCCAGUCCGCAAGCUAAAAGACAUUGCUGAGAUAUUUGGGCGAAGAUCGCAGCACUACCCCCGAAUAGUCGCUGGUCACGAGAAACCCUUAACACUAAAUGUCACCCCCUCUAAAAGAUUACAAAAUAAGUUAACGUAACACGUUAACGUUACGCUAAAGUUCACAAUUCGUUAGAGACGAUUUGUUUGCAAUCUUAACGCGGAAAAUUGGCAAGAAAACACAAACAAGAAAUCGGAGGCGAAAGAGGUCAACCAGCUAGAGGUCGAGAGGGAAAGCAGAGAAAGAAAAUUCAGAGCGUGGAGGCGAGGUGGAAGCAGAGCAGUUGCAGAAAAAAAAGGAAAAGUUGGAGCAGAGAAAAUUCAAACAAGCUCGCAGCAGGCAAGAGUGGAAACAUGAGCUUUAACACCACGGCGGCGACUGCGGCGACGGUUAUGCAGAUGUCUAGCGGCUGGGAGCUCCCUCCGUCCAGAGUUCGAACGCUAGACUCGUUGCCGUCCUUCGUCGGUAGUGGCGUCCGUGGCCAAAACCGCCCCGGAAGCCCCAGCAGCAGCAGCGAAACCAGCUCUCCGAACUCCAGCUUGCAGCACAUCCCAGCGUACAACUACUUCGACAGUCAGCAGCAGGCGCACUACCGGUUGUACUUGCAGCAAAAGUCCGGCAGUGGAAGUGGCAGUGGCAACAGUAGCGGCCAGAAGAACCACAAGAGAUCUUCCGGUGGGGACGUUCGCCAGUACCGCCACAAAAUGCUGGAACGGGCGGCGUACACCAACCGUAGCUUCAUGCACCACAACGAGUACGACUUGCAGCGAUCGGGGUUCGUCUUCGAGUCGUCCCACUAUGGGUUGGAGUACGGCGAGGAACGUCCCCGGAAGGCCGACCGGAGACGCCACAGUAUGCACCACAUCGCAAAGGACUCGACGACCGCGAAACCAUCCAAGAUGGACGAUCUGAAGCAUCGAUUCGAUGAGUACAGUUCGUCGGCAGCCGUCGAGAGAGGCGGUGGGGGAGGUCGUCGGCCGAGUCGACACGGCGGCGGUCAGUUUGUCGUGGGAGGUGCCAUCGCGGGAGGAGUUGCAAGACUUGGCCAUGCUGGAACGGGAGCAGGAAGCAGAAGUCUCGAGGUGUACGACAGUCAGUGGGUUCCGGUGGCGAUGACGACGGAAGGAACCAGACGACAGAAGGAGAGAGGAGUACCGACCAACGGUGGGCAAAGUGCCACCAAAACACCAAAACGUGGCUCGAGGUCAUCGCAGGGUUCGACGGACAGUAGUCACAGCUCGCAUAGCGCUUCGUCCGGCUCGCUACUGCUGACGGUAGCGAACUUGGAGAACUUUGCCAAGAUCCACAAGAAGCACGAGUCCAGCUACGGAACGAGCCGCGCCAUGGAGGAAUACCUGUCCUCGACAGUCGGGGUCGUCCCGACGGCGGCCAUCCUCGACGCCGUGGGCAGCAAGUACAACACCAACAUUGUCCUCAAGUCGGCCACCAACCCGGAACAUCCGGCGGGGACCAGCUCGGGGGCGGCCAUCAUCUCGAUCGAGGAGAUCACGUCCGACUCGCAGUCCCAGCAGCAGCAGGAUCCGAUGACCUUGGGCCGGACGACGGCAGGGCUGACGAAAGCAACCAAAGAUCCGGAUUCGGUGUCGAUGGCCAGUUCGACGCACUUUACCAUGAUCAACGGCGUCGGUGGCCCGCAGCGGCUGCCCAAGGGUGGCCUGUGCUCGCGCGGUCGCCAGAUUACGGUGCUGAUCGUGACGAUGAGUAUCGUGUUCAUGGUCGGGAUCUGCGCCGCGGUGUUCUUCCUUGAAAUGCGUGCCAGAGAAAUGCCCAGAUGAAAUCGGCAGCCCAAGGAAGUGCCACACCAACCAGUUUGUUGACAAAAACAACAGCAUCGAAUCCGGAGCAUCGCAAUAAAGGAUCCUCCUGAAACAAGAAGUAACAAAAUUUCGAACCCAGAAAAUGUGAAACGUCAAUCACGAGUAGCCAUAUUUGAAACCCCCUUACAUUUACUAGGAACUAGCUGUAAGAUGAAAAACCACGAAACUGCAACGGAGCAUUGCUCAGUAAUGUCUUACCUUAGAGAAGAAAAAACUUAAAGUUUUUAAGCCCUUUGAUUAGUUCGUAGCGCGAAACGUCUAAAUUCACACACACACACAGUUGAUUACCUUAUAUUUAUUGCAACUUUACAAACUACAAUCACUCGUGGCCUCCGCCCAUCUUUCAACUCUUGCACCCGAUGAUGCCCACGAUGAAGAGAUGAUUGAUGGGGUCGAGAUCGCGACGUUCACGAGGUAAUGAUUUCAUGCUCAUUCGUUCCCUGGAAAAUAACCCAGUGACGAACCCCCAAAACUCCUGUUUCUACUUUAUGUUUUUCCUCUUUGAAUAAGUCCACACAAUCUUCCUCAACUGAUAAACACACACUUCUCAACACUGAUACUAUACACUACACAUUAUUAUUUUCUGUGAUAUUUAUUAACUUAUUUAAAUUAUGACACUGUAAGUGGAAUAGUGAAAAUAAAACUAGAAAAAUUA